This is a messenger RNA of Xiphias gladius (swordfish), 3204 nucleotides long. RefSeq names its product RNA binding motif protein 19 (gene rbm19). Lineage: Eukaryota; Metazoa; Chordata; Actinopteri; Istiophoriformes; Xiphiidae. The transcript is spliced from 24 exons. Gene Ontology annotation, molecular function: RNA binding. The record is from RefSeq and is a predicted model, not a curated record. Bases 138 to 2933 code for a protein of 931 amino acids.
AAGAACAUAGAGAAGAAGAAGAAGCGAAGCCCUUCCUACUCAACAUGGCGACAUAGAGGAGAGUCCACGCUCGUUUGUUGACAUUUGUUUAAAAACCACGUUUAUGCUUCAUUAGUGGAUUUACAACUUCUAUAACCAUGUCGAGACUCAUCGUCAAAAACCUCCCUAACGGGAUGAAGGAGGAAAGGUUCAGGUCGAUGUUUGCUGCCUUUGGCACUGUAACCGACUGCUCUCUGAAGUUUACCAAGGACGGCAAGUUCCGCAAGUUCGGCUUUGUGGGUUUUAAAGCCGAGGAGGAUGCGAACAGAGCCCUGAAACAUUUCAACAAGAGCUUCGUGGACACAUCCAGAGUCACGGUGGAGAUGUGUAAAGCGUUCGGAGACCCCACUAAAGCAAAAGCCUGGAGUAAACACACUCAGAGCUCAGGCCAGGACAAACCCUCUGCUCCUGCUGACACUGACAGCAAAAAGAAAAAGAAGAAACCGAAAAAGGAACUCAACAGCGCACUUGGGAAUCUGGAAGAGGACCAGGGAUUCAAGGAGUUUCUGUCAGUACAUCAAAAUCGAAGCCAAGUACCGACCUGGGCGAAUGACACCGUGCAGCAAACAACUGGCCCUGACAGUGGACGGACAAAGACUCAGGGCAAGAAGAAGCUUUCUUCAGAUGAUUACCUCAACUUUGAUUCAGACCAGUCAGAGGAUGAGGACGAGGAAGAAGAAUUCGAUGAAGAUGAAGGUGCCACGAAAGAGGCACUGAAGUCUGUCUUGUCAGACAUGGAGUACCUGCGCUCAAAGGUGGCACAGACAGACAACACCAUGGAAGAGAGUGAACAGAAGGACGAUGGUGAAGAGGGUGAUAAUGAAGAUGAGGAGGAUGGUCCUGUACAGCACACAGACAGCGCCUAUGAGAGUGGUGACAGAGAAAACAGCUCAAAGACCAAAAUUUCACCUUCUUCUGAGGAUAACAAGUGGAGCAAAGCCAAGAAAACUGCUAUGCAGGAGAUAGAGCCGACAACAGAGUUCACAGUGAAGCUGAGAGGAGCCCCGUUCAAUGUUAAAGAGCAACAGAUUCGAGAGUUCAUGACCCCGCUCAAGCCUGCAGCAAUCAGGAUUGGGAAGAACGAAAGCGGAAAUAGGACGGGUUAUGUGUAUGUGGACCUGCGCUCUGAAGAAGAGGUGGAAAAAGCCUUGAAGAAGAAUAAAGACUACAUAGGGGGGCGUUACAUUGAGGUCUUCUCUGUGGAUGCCUCUGGGGGUAAGGGCAAGAGGGACAGAAAGGACAAAGAAAUUGACCGAAACUUCACCAGGAAGCUCAAGGAUGAUGAGGAGGAGGAAGAUAUUGCAGAGUCAGGUCGACUCUUCAUCAGAAACCUUCCUUACACCUGCACCGAGGAAGAGAUCAAAGAGCUGUUUGCCAAACACGGUCCUCUAUCUGAGGUGCUCUUCCCAAUCGACAGUCUAACAAAGAAACCUAAAGGAUUCGCUUUCAUAGCCUACAUGAUACCAGAGAAUGCUGUUACAGCUCUUGCACAGCUGGACGGACAUAUAUUUCAGGGCAGGAUGCUUCACCUUCUUCCUUCCACUGUGAAGAAGGAAAAGACUGAAUCCUCUGAUUCUGGUGGUCCUGGCUCUUCAUCUUACAAGAGACAAAAAGAUGCUAAGAAUAAAGCUUCAAGUUCCAGUUCACACAACUGGAACACCCUGUUUCUUGGCACAAGUGCAGUGGCAGAUGCCAUCGCUGAAAAAUACAACACCACAAAAAGCCAAGUUCUGGACCAUGAGUCCAAGGGAAGUGUUGCAGUGAGGAUGGCUCUGGGAGAGACACAAAUCGUCCAGGAGACUCGACAGUUUCUACUGGACAACGGUGUCAGUCUGGAUUCCUUUAGUCAGGCAGCAGCAGAGAGGAGUACAACUGUGAUCCUGGUGAAAAACCUUCCAGCUGGAGUGACGGUGUCAGAGCUGGAGGAGCUCUUCUCACCUCAUGGCUCUUUGGGUCGAGUGCUGCUGCCCCCUUCAGGACUCACCGCCAUCAUCGAGUUCCUGGAGCCGACUGAAGCAAAACGAGCCUUCACAAGGCUGGCCUACAGCAAGUUCCAUCAUGUCCCGCUGUAUUUGGAGUGGGCACCUGUCGGGGUGUUUGUGGCAGCCAAACUAGAACCAGUACUAGACAAAGAGGAGGCAGUGAAAGAAGAGAAGGAGGAGGAGGAGGAGGAGGAAGAAGAUGAGGAGGAAGAGGAGGAAUCUGCUCCAGGUUCCACACUUUUCAUUAAGAAUCUUAAUUUCAGCACAACAGAGGAGACACUACAGCAGACGUUCUCCAAAUGUGGCAAGGUCAAAUCCUGCACCAUCUCCAAGAAGAAAGAUAAAACAGGAAAGCUGUUGUCCAUGGGCUACGGUUUUGUCCAGUAUCAGACGGCAGAGGCAGCACAGAAGGCCCUGAGACAGCUACAGCACUGUACUGUGGAUGAUCACCAGUUAGAGCUGAAGAUUUCUGAGAGAGCCACAAGGACUACUCAGGUGUCGCGCAAGAAGAAGCAAGUCGAGAAGAAGCAGACAGGAUCUAAGAUCCUUGUGCGCAAUGUUCCCUUCCAAGCCACUGUCAGGGAAAUUCGCGAACUCUUCUGUACAUUCGGAGAGUUGAAGACAGUCCGUCUUCCAAGAAAAGCAGCUGGUUCAGGGAAUCAUAGAGGUUUUGGCUUUGUUGAUUUCCUCACCAAACAGGAUGCUAAGAAAGCGUUUGCUGCACUGUGCCACAGCACCCAUCUAUACGGGAGACGUCUUGUGCUGGAGUGGGCUGAUGCUGAGGAAACAGUGGAGACGCUGAGGCGGAAAACAGCUGAACAUUUUCAUGUGGCCUCCAAAAAGCAGCGAAAGGCAGAGGUUUUGGAGGGAAUUCUAGAAACAAUGGAAACUGAAGGAGGCGUGGAAAACUGAGGUCCCUAAACGCUACUGUGGCUGUGAAAGUCUGGACACAAUCCUGACCAGUGCUCCUGUUUUUCUGUGGGAAUAGGACUGUGGAGAAAAUAUGGACCUGACCGAGAUAUGCAGAAGGAGCAAAUUAUGAUAAAUUAAUGAGAAAUCGAAGUUUUGUGAAAAACUUUGAAAACCUCUGUAUUGUUUUGUAUAGAAAGAUCAGCCUCAGCAUGGUGGUACUGAUGUCCUUUUUUUUUUUUAAUAUAAAGCUUUAUUUCAUGAUUUAACAGCU